CCGCUCUCGUCAAUCAAGCGAUGUUUGACUCGGUUGCAGCGUUCUUCUCCAAGUCGCUUGAUCGACCCGAUCAUUCUACACUCUGGGGGCGUGCAGUAGAAACGGCUAAAGGUGCCACGCACGCAGCAGCAGAUUACCUUUCGGAGCCCAAGGACAGCACAGACCUGACUCAGAAGGCUGGAAAGAUAUUCCAUAACCUGAAAGAGUCAAUCACGAAUGUAGACGUGGAUGAUUUGUUUGGUAAAGUGAAGGAUAGUACUUUAAAGGACAGAAACAUGCCAGAUCUCAAUGAUUGGCGUGAAAAGGGAGCGACUUUCGUAGACAGUGCAAGAGAGGCAGGAACGCGCGUGUUAUCGGAUUCUGCAGCGCAUCUUAGGCAAUUUGUCAAACACCCUUCGUUUGACUCGUAUCUGUUGCGCAUCAGAGGCUUCGGCAACUGGUGUUCCGAGCAUCGCAUUCAAGCAGUCAUCAUUGCUUUGGUCAUUCUCAAUCCUUCACUGUUGUUCUUGCCCGUGAAAUUACUCCUGAGACUACUUGGUUUCGGGCGCCAGGGACCAGUCAGAGGGCACUUUGCUCCGAAUGCUCAGAGACAGCUCUAUGGAGGAAGGGUCCCGAAGAAUGGCUGGUUCGCUCGCUCUCAGGCGGCUGCUAUGCGUCCUCAGCCCGAAGAGUCACGUUCGCUCCUUUGGGCAGCAAUAAAGACCGCUUUACUUGUGAGCGCCGUAGCUUACAUGAUUCCUCAUCAAUGAGGAGCCCAUGUGAUAAGCCCUCCUUUCCUUGUGUGGCCGAGUUGUUAUAUCAAUGCAUGCGGACGAGAUCCAGGGUGAAUCUUCUAUAGCGAAUGAUCUACACCGUUGUUAUAAGUCUGUUCGAUCUGCUGCUCCGUCAGCGAUGCAAAGUCCAUUGACUGCGAAUUGCAUCGAGGAAUCAGUG
Molecule: messenger RNA, 933 nt
Organism: Laetiporus sulphureus 93-53
Lineage: Eukaryota; Fungi; Basidiomycota; Agaricomycetes; Polyporales; Laetiporaceae
Exons: 5
Coding region: 21-749 (242 amino acids)
Source: RefSeq, a predicted model, not a curated record